CCCUCCCGCAUCAGGCAUCACACAUCCCAUCCCACCGCCGCCCGCCACCACCACCACGCGCCCCACACCCGGAUGCAAUUAUUCGCACCCGGAGCCGGACGCCACCGCCACCGCCACCGCCUCUGCCUCCACUGCCGCCGCCUGCGCCAUGGGCGACUCCUCGGUGGCCGGCGCGCUCGUGCCGUCCGUGCCCAAGCCGGAGCCCGCGCGGUCCGGUGACACCUCCGUGGCGGCCGCGGCGACCACGGCGGCGCUGGCGCUGGCGCUGCCGGAGGAGGCGGGGACGCGCGCGGCGUCGGCGUCGCCGCAGGGGCCGCCGGCGGAGGACGAGGGCCCCGCCGAUAGGGACCUCCUCUGCCCGAUCUGCAUGGCCCUCAUCAAGGACGCCUUCCUCACCGCCUGCGGCCACAGCUUCUGCUACAUGUGCAUCGUCACGCACCUCAGCAACAAGAGCGACUGCCCCUGCUGCGGGCACUACCUCACCAAGGCCCAGCUCUACCCCAACUUUCUCCUUGACAAGGUUCUGAAGAAAAUAUCUGCCCGGCAAAUUGCAAAAACAGCAUCACCGAUCGAUCAAUUUCGAUGCGCACUGCAACAGGGAAAUGAAAUGGGGGUUAAAGAGUUAGAUAGCCUUAUGACUUUGAUUGCUGAGAAGAAGCGGCAAAUGGAACAACAAGAAUCAGAGACGAAUAUGCAAAUAUUAUUAGUCUUCUUGCACUGCCUUAGAAAGCAAAAGCUGGAAGAGUUGAAUGAGAUUCAAACUGAUCUACAGUACAUCAAAGAGGAUAUAAGUGCUGUGGAAAGACAUAGGAAAGAAUUAUAUCGCACAAAAGAAAGGUACUCCAUGAAGCUGCGCAUGCUUUUAGAUGAGCCUACUGCACAAAAAAUGUGGCCCUCUCCUAUAGACAAAGCUAGCUGUCGCUUUCCUCCCAACUCUCGGACACCACUUAGCGCAUCAUGUCCAGGAACUUUACAGAAUAAGAAGCUUGAUUUGAAAGCUCAAGUAAGCCAUCAAGGAUUUCAAAGGAGAGAUGCUCUAACUUCUUCUGACCCUCCUAACCCCCCUAUACAAUCGGGUAAUGUCAUUGCUAGGAAGAGGCGAGUUCAAGCACAGUUCAAUGAACUUCAAGAAUACUACCUGCAAAGACGGCGCACCGGAGCACAGGCACGCAGGCAAGAAGAAAGAGAUAUCGUUGCAAUGAAUAGAGAAGGCUAUCAUGCAGGUCUUCAGGAUUUCCAGUCUGUGCUAACAACGUUCACUCGGUACAGUCGUCUACGUGUCAUUGCGGAACUAAGACAUGGAGACUUGUUUCACUCUGCCAAUAUUGUAUCCAGUAUUGAAUUUGAUCGUGAUGAUGAACUAUUUGCUACUGCUGGAGUCUCAAAACGUAUUAAAGUCUUUGAAUUUUCUACUGUUGUUAAUGAACCAUCAGAUGUGCAUUGCCCGGUUGUUGAAAUGGCUACCAGAUCUAAACUUAGCUGCCUAAGCUGGAACAAGUACUCAAAAAAUGUUAUUGCAAGCAGUGACUAUGAGGGUAUAGUAACUGUGUGGGAUGUCCAGACCCGUCAGAGUGUGAUGGAAUAUGAAGAACAUGAGAAGAGGGCAUGGAGUGUUGAUUUUUCUCGUACAGACCCUUCAAUGCUAGUAUCUGGUAGCGACGAUUGCAAGGUGAAAGUGUGGUGCACAAAACAAGAAGCAAGCGUGAUCAAUAUCGAUAUGAAAGCAAAUAUUUGCUCGGUUAAAUAUAAUCCUGGAUCAAACUUCUACGUUGCAGUUGGAUCUGCUGAUCACCAUAUUCAUUACUUUGACUUACGUAAUCCAAGUGCGCCUGUCCAUAUUUUUGGUGGCCACAAGAAAGCAGUAUCGUAUGUGAAAUUCUUAUCUAACAAUGAGCUUGCAUCUGCAUCAACAGAUAGCACAUUACGCUUAUGGGAUGUCAAGGAUAAUUGUCCGGUACGGACGUUCAGAGGGCACAAAAAUGAAAAGAACUUCGUUGGGUUGUCUGUGAACAAUGAGUAUAUUGCUUGUGGAAGUGAAACAAAUGAGGUUUUUGUUUAUCACAAGGCUAUCUCAAAACCGGCAGCAAGCCAUAGAUUUGUAUCCUCUGACCUGGAUGAUGCCGAUGAUGAUCCUGGUUCUUAUUUCAUUAGUGCUGUCUGCUGGAAGAGUGAUAGCCCUACCAUGUUAACCGCUAACAGUCAGGGAACCAUAAAAGUUCUUGUACUUGCUCCUUGAUGUUAUGGAAGGCGUUCAAGAGAUUUACAGCCAGCUUGUAUGUCUUAAUGUCCAGUUGUUUCCUUUCAUGCCAUUAUAUUUCCCCAAAAGUGGGAACGGAGGCAUUGCUGAUCUCCGGUUAGGGCAUGAAGUUUUGCAGAUGGUCAGCUGACGUAGGGUUUUGAGGUAUCAGAAUGUGCAUAAUCAUGUUAAUGUCGUAUAGGUGUAAAGCAGCCAAGUUAUCGGUUACAAGUGUAACACGAGAAAUACACAUUAAUAAAACUCCAGCCCGUUUGUACAGAGGUUGUGUUUGAACCCAGAAACUUAUGUGGUUAUGCCGGUUGAUAAUACAUCUACCUGAUAUGAAUGAUCAAACUGAUGCCACAAUAAGCAUUUGUUUCUUU
Sorghum bicolor (sorghum) is the source of this 2619-nucleotide messenger RNA. RefSeq names its product E3 ubiquitin-protein ligase COP1. The transcript is spliced from 13 exons. Gene Ontology annotation, molecular function: ubiquitin protein ligase activity; protein binding. Gene Ontology annotation, biological process: proteasome-mediated ubiquitin-dependent protein catabolic process. Bases 149 to 2236 code for a protein of 695 amino acids. The record is from RefSeq and is a predicted model, not a curated record. Lineage: Eukaryota; Viridiplantae; Streptophyta; Magnoliopsida; Poales; Poaceae.